Molecule: messenger RNA, 984 nt
Organism: Ruditapes philippinarum (Manila clam)
Lineage: Eukaryota; Metazoa; Mollusca; Bivalvia; Venerida; Veneridae
Exons: 2
Coding region: 1-984 (327 amino acids)
Biological process (GO): DNA catabolic process
Cellular component (GO): cytoplasm
Molecular function (GO): 3'-5'-DNA exonuclease activity; nucleic acid binding
Source: RefSeq, a predicted model, not a curated record
AUGUGUAUUUACUGUUUGCUGACAGGCAUUGGUCAUGAUCAAGAGGUGGACAUUGAAAGACUACCUGAUCCUAUUCCACGUGGAGUGUUCAAGCAAGUUAUACCACAUGGACCACCGACCUACAUUGUAGCUGAUCUGGAAACCACUGAUCUAAUAAGGGGAGAUCAAAUUCCGCACAUCACCCAGAUAGCUGCUGUUGAAAUGUCAACUGGUUCUACAUUCAACAAGUAUGUUAUCCCAAAAAUUCCUAUCACAUCAGCUGCAGAGAAUGUUACCAAAAUUAUUAUGGUUAAUGAAAAGGUGAUGGCAGUGGAUGGUGUGACAGUGGAGCCAGUUCCGUUACAUGUAGCAUUGAAAAAAUUUCUUUCAUGGCUUGAAUCGUUUGACAAUAUUUACAUUAUUGCCCAUAAUGGAAGGCGAUUUGACUUUAUAGUAUUGACAGCAGCAUAUAAAGUUUGUGGAUUGCUACCAAAUUUCUUGUCGGCUAUCACAGGGUUAGUAGAUUCAUUACCUGUGUUCAAACAUGUGUAUCCUAAUAGAACUUCAUACAAACAAGAGGAUCUAGCCCGUGAUCUUUUGUGCAAGGGCUACAAUGCACAUAAUGCAGAAGCUGAUGUAAAAUGUUUAUCGGAGCUUGUGUCCCUGAUGGUGUCAACGCAAAAUGAUUGUAUGAUUGUAAAAAGUUUUCCACCGAUUGAUAUUAAAUUCAAUAUGGACUGUAAUAAAGAAAAAAAGAAAAAUUUUCCAACUCUCGAAGUACUUAUAGCAGCUGGGGUGAUGAAGAAUGCAACUGCUGACAAUAUUGCAAGUUCCGGUCUGAACUUUGAACACUUAAAAACAAUAUUCAGGAGAAAAGGAGAAGAUGGACUGUUAAAUGUUUUUACUGCAAAAAAUAGUGAAGGCCAACCUCGAGUAACCAACGCAAAGAGGACUCUAGAGUCUGUGGUGCCUAAACUUGCAGCUUACUUUGAAAAAAAUUGUUAA